Molecule: messenger RNA, 2595 nt
Organism: Perognathus longimembris pacificus (Pacific pocket mouse)
Lineage: Eukaryota; Metazoa; Chordata; Mammalia; Rodentia; Heteromyidae
Gene: Sp100
Product: SP100 nuclear antigen
Exons: 21
Coding region: 46-2013 (655 amino acids)
Biological process (GO): regulation of transcription by RNA polymerase II
Cellular component (GO): nucleus
Molecular function (GO): DNA-binding transcription factor activity, RNA polymerase II-specific; DNA binding
Source: RefSeq, a predicted model, not a curated record
GCCCAGGCCCACCGCCCAGGCCCAGGCCCGGCUGUGGAAGGGACCAUGGCAGGUGGGGACGGCAGCCUCCGCGUCAGGACACUCACUGAAGAAGAGAUUGUAAAAGGAAUUUUAUUCCGACAUUACAAAAAAUGUAAAGUAGAGAUUUCAAAAGCAAUAAUAAAGCCAUUUCCAUUUCUUGAGGGUCUCCGUGACCGUGAACUCAUCACCAACAAAAUGUAUGAGGACUGUCAGAGUUCUUGUAGAAACUUGGUCCCCAUCCACAACGUAGCGUACGUGGUUCUCGAGGCACUGGAGAAGACGUUCGACAUGGAAGUUCUGGAGGCGCUCUUCAGCCCGGUCAACAUGCAGGAAUACCCUGAAUUAGCUCACAUUCACGAAAGCUUUUCAGAUGAACUCAAAAAAAAAAUGAAUUCCCAAGAGGGUGAUGGAGAAGAAAUGGAUGAGAGGCCCAACAACCAUCUCGGGAUUGAACAAGAAAGUGGCGAGAGCUCUCAUCUCAGAAGCCUGCCGUGGUCUUUACUUCGCAGGUCUCCAGUUCCCUCGCCGUCUGACGGUUCUACCCGCCUCGAAAAUGAACUGGCAGAGUGCGAUUCUGACACACAACAGACAGAUGGAAGGCAAACCAAUGCAAUCUAUGACCAAAAUGACGAAGCAGACAGCCAAGAAGUACUCAGACAAUAUGCUCAAGAGUCUCCACUUGCAGAGUCCCACAAACAAGAAGCUGUCUGGUUGGAGCAUGGGGAGACAAGCUGGCAGCCGCCCAGCCCUCUGCCCUGCCAGGAAGAGGCAGUCCAGUUGCCCUAUCAUGAAACCAAAAUGAGUUCCUGUUCUGUGCUCCUCAUGGAUAUAAAGAAGGAAAAACCAUUUACAUACGUGGGUGCGAAGGAACCAGCCCUGUCAACGACUAGACCUGACCAAGCCUCUGACGUCAUAGAAAUCAGCAGCGAGGAUUCGAAAGGCGCCAGUGAUGAGGACGAGCUCGUGGAGACCUCGCCGAGAAGCAAGCCCGCUAUCAGUAACUGUAGUCCAAUAGCAUCAGCAUCACCUGAGAGGGAAGACGCACAAGAAGCCACGUGCUCCCAAUACCAGCUUGAACCAGAGUCUAUAGAUUUCGGGACAUCUGCCAUGUUCAGGAAAAGGCUUGGGAAACGUGUGAGAGGAUUUGAUGAUAGCUCCGCGGAAUCCAGUGAGGACGAGUUGCCGCCCGCAUCCUGGAUCUUAGCACCAACACGUGAGCGUGAGGAGACGGAUUCUAUGGCUAUUGGAAAAGCAUCUACUUGGAGAAUAAAUAAUAGGAAAAGAUAUGCCAUGGAUGUUGGAAACACUUCUACUUUGGCAAAAGACAGUAGGAAAAGAAAGAAAGUGAGAAAACAAAUACACCAAGUAAAACCUGCCCAGAGAGUAGUAAAGAGAUGCAAAUAUGGGAACUACUUCAUUCAGAAUAUCCGAAUACCAAAGACAGGAUGUUCAUUAAAAGGAAGAAAAGAAACCAAUGAGAAACCCUUGAGAAAAGGCAGGAAAAGAGGUCCAAGAAUUCCCAGAGAAGAAAAUGUGAAUUUUUUCUCUCCUGAACUCGCGGUGACCUGCGGUGAUGCGAAGGGAAUUCUUCAUCAGAAGAAGUUUAAGGAGAGUAUCUCGGUGAGGAGCAUACGGAGUGAAGACGGAAGGUGGUUCACCCCCAGGGAGUUUGAAAUUGAAGGGAAGUUCGAAGCCUCCAAGAACUGGAGGCUGAGCGUGCGCUGUCACGGGUGGCCUCUGAAAGAGCUGAUCAAGAAAGGAGUUCUACCAAACCCACCAAGAAAAAGGAAACAGCAGAAUGCGUGGUCUCAUAACCAAACAUUAAUUGAUUCUUACGUAAGUACUGACUCCAACCUAUCCCCCGGCGUAGCCCGGGCCUUUUCUGUGUGUCUCGCCUGUGCCAUGGCUGCUUUUUUCCCCGGUGCAGGCUCAUUUCCCACUUGGAGAGCUUUGCUGCAUGCGUGGAGCAGGGAAGACAGCAGCGCCCUCUAAGCCACGUGCAUGGAUCUGGGCUGGGGUGUCUCUGCCGGAAGGGCCUUCCCUGUGUUUCAGUAAAAAUCUUCCCCUGCCCUCAUCUUCCCCAAAGGCUGGUGAGGCAGGGCAGUGAUCUAGACCGCUGGCAUCCUUGGAGAUGGAGGUUGGCGCGGGAAUGGGCAGGGCUGGCUACAGAGGAGGAGUGAGGAGCACGUUGGAGAGGAGGAAGGCCUUUGCAAGUGGUCAGUGGACUAGAAAGGGAACUCCCUGAAAUCCACUCCCAGUUACGGGCCAACCUCACUAUGGUCUCGAGCAUCCGCCGGAAGGAGCAGUUGGUGAGUUCAGGUGCAGCUCUGUCCUUGGUCCUGCAGGGAAAUACAGAGCGGAUGGGCCCUUCGUGGAGCCUGCGUGACCGGUCUCAAGGGAGGGAGACCAAGCUGGUUAAGGCAGAAACCAUUAAGGAGCAAACAAACCAUGGGGCCUUUUCCUCCAACUGCUUGGCUGGUACUUGAUGAGGUACAAAGAAUUGUGCUCCCGGGCUGAGAAUGUGGCUUAGCGGUAGAGUGCUUGCCUAGCAUGCACGAAGGCCUGGGUUCGAUU